UGCCUCCUAUUCGCCAUCCUGUGCUGGCUUUACAUGAUCGAGGUCAUCCCACACUCGUUUACCUUCUUCUUCACCAUUCUCACUCUAUGGGCUCUCCAAGUUCAGUGCCUCCUCCAGAUCAUCGUCAACCGCUUAAACCUCCUCGUCUCGGAUCGGCGGCACCAGAACUACCUCAAGUACGGCAUCGCUGCGCUCAUUACGGCGAUCAACAUCUCGGUCUACUGCAUCUGGAUCCCGGCGCGCCUCCAGGUCUCGGACAGGUACAUCGCCGUGAACAAGAUCUGGGACCGGUUCGUCGUCUACCUCAUCGUCGACGCGUUCCUCAACUGGCACUUUGUUCGGGUCGUCAAGGCGCGCCUCGUCCAGAACGGGCUCGACCGCUACCGCCCUUUACUGCGCAUGAACCAGCGCCUCAUCAUCCUCUCCAUCUCGAUGGAUGUCCUCAUCAUCGGCAUGAUGUCUCUGCCCAAUACCUUCGUCUACAUGAGUGUGCAUCCCGUCGGCUACCUAGUCAAGCUCCUGAUCGAGCUGAGCCUCGCGAGCCUCAUCGUCGACAUCUCG
Rhodotorula graminis WP1 is the source of this 561-nucleotide messenger RNA. RefSeq lists its product as uncharacterized. The annotation marks the transcript as partial. The transcript is spliced from 6 exons. Lineage: Eukaryota; Fungi; Basidiomycota; Microbotryomycetes; Sporidiobolales; Sporidiobolaceae. The record is from RefSeq and is a predicted model, not a curated record.